CAUUAAAUUCCAACCACCUCCACACGCUCUUUUCUUUAUCCCCACUUCCUCGUCUUCUUCUUUUAACAAUUCCGCCUUAGCUUGUUAUAUUCUUGCUUAAAUUAUCCUCUCUUUUUUUUUUUUUCUAUUGAUCAAACUGGUAAACAUGGCUUUCAGUUCUACUCUUAUUUUCGCGGUGUUUGCAAUCUUCAUCACCAUCUUACAACCCCCUCUUAUUAAUACUGAACCGGAUUUCUUGGCACCGAUUAUUGGUAGUUUAUGUAAUCGAGUGGGAUGUGGGAAGGGAAAAUGCAAGAUGUCUGGAAACAAUGAUUUUGAAUAUGAAUGCGAAUGUGAGCCUGGUUGGAGGCAAACUAUUUCUACCAAUUCUUCUUCUUCUGAUUUCAAGUUUCUACCUUGCGUCAUCCCUAAUUGCACUCUGAAAUACUCCUGCUCAGAAACUGCACCCUCACCUCAGUCAAUGGAAACUCCAUCAUCAAAUGCAUCAACAUUUGAACCUUGCAGAAUGGCUAAUUGUGGUGGAGGUGUGUGCAAAAAAGCGUCAGGGCUCACAUAUACAUGUCAAUGUAAAGAGGGAUAUUCCAAUCUCUUCAACAAUACUGGUUUCCCCUGCUUGAAUGAAUGUUCAAUCGGAGGUGAUUGUCCAAAUUUGGGAUUGGCAAUGUCAAAUAGAUCAACCACUACACCUCCUACUGUUGCUGAUAGCAGAGGCAGCAAUCAAGCUUGCUCCCAGAAACACGGAGUCUUGUCCCACCCAAUGAUUCUACUGGCGAUUUCAAUUGCUGCUCUUGCUCUUUAAGUUUUGGAUUUCAUUUGAACAGAGCAUGGGGUACUACUGUACUAGGUAGAAGCUAACACCACAGGCAUUUGGGCACUGUAUUACAAUAGUAGAUAUAAGUCGUAGACCACAAGAAUAUUGAAUUUCGAACUGCAUUCAGAGUUUUUAUGGACGUGUAUUGUAUAUAGAGUUAUCAUGUGAUAUUGUGAUGCGAGCUUCAAAAUAUGCAACUUUAGUUUUGCCUUCA
Molecule: messenger RNA, 1025 nt
Organism: Spinacia oleracea (spinach)
Lineage: Eukaryota; Viridiplantae; Streptophyta; Magnoliopsida; Caryophyllales; Amaranthaceae
Exons: 6
Coding region: 146-799 (217 amino acids)
Source: RefSeq, a predicted model, not a curated record